Messenger RNA from Ostrea edulis (European flat oyster), 3263 nucleotides. Its product is annotated as nuclear receptor subfamily 2 group E member 1-like. The record is from RefSeq and is a predicted model, not a curated record. Gene Ontology annotation, biological process: positive regulation of transcription by RNA polymerase II; anatomical structure development; cell differentiation. Bases 487 to 1629 code for a protein of 380 amino acids. Lineage: Eukaryota; Metazoa; Mollusca; Bivalvia; Ostreida; Ostreidae. Gene Ontology annotation, molecular function: nuclear receptor activity; RNA polymerase II cis-regulatory region sequence-specific DNA binding; zinc ion binding. The transcript has 7 exons.
AAUGGCCAGCAAAUCGCUGCAAAAUGCCCAGUCUAUCAAACCGGGAUUAAAACCGAUCAAUUGAAGUCUACCUGUGUGUUAUAAAGGUUAAGUAUUGGAUUGAAGGAAGGUGGGCCUGGUUCUAUAUUGUUCGGUGAACAGCCAAUCGCGUCGCGCUAUUUCGGGUGAGGGUACAGAAAGCUAGUAGCGAUAUUGUUUAGGGACAAUAUAUGGGGUGUUGAAAGCGAUGCAGACUUAAAAAACUAACGGAUAACUUUCCAACUUUUUGUCAAGUGAACUUCGGAGAUCGGGGUGAAAAAGUCCCCAAGAAUCGUUCCAAAAUUUCUGAUUCGUGAAGCCUUUGGAGGUUGAUGUCGUCUGUGCUGGUGUGUUUACGUGUCCGGGGCCCAGACACUAUAAGUUAGAUAUUGAUUCAAUAUUUACACUGCAGUUUUGAUUUUGAUGUGAUAAUUUUGAAGACUUUCACCAAGAAGAGGAGAAAGAAAAAUGAAUAAAGUUGCAGGAACUUCAAGUCGCAUUUUAACUGACAUCCCUUGCAAAGUUUGUCAAGAUCACUCCUCGGGAAAACACUAUGGUAUCUAUGCAUGUGAUGGCUGUGCAGGGUUUUUCAAGAGAUCCAUUAGGCGAAAUAGACAGUACAUCUGCAAGUCACGUGGUCAGGGAGCAUGCCCAGUGGACAAGACUCACAGAAAUCAAUGUAGAGCAUGUCGACUAAAAAAGUGUCUGGAGGCUGGCAUGAAUAAAGAUGCUGUUCAACAUGAAAGAGGACCCAGGAAUUCUACCAUCAGAAGACAAGUCGCUAUGUAUCUUAAAGAGACUCGAGAUUAUGGGGCGUUUGUUGCCCAAGCACCCUUCCGUCCGCCAUAUUUACCCAGUUGUUACGGAAUGGACCACAUGAAUAAUGGCGUGGACAUCGGUGCAGUGACUCCGCCCUCGCCCGUCUCUCCCGGAAUUCUCUGCCAACCGACGCCUAAGUACCCACAUGAAAUAAUGCAGGCAUACUCAAGCAACCCAGAGGCCAUGUGUGAAGUGGCGGCUAGACUGCUCUUCAUGAGUGUAAAAUGGGCGAAAAACGUCCCCGCGUUCUUGGGACUGCCGUUCAGGGAUCAAGUGUUGUUGCUGGAGGAAGGAUGGAGGGAACUGUUUGUUCUUGGGGCGGCGCAAUUUCAGAUGCCCGUGGAGGCCGGGCCUUUACUUGCCGUAGCAGGAUUAAAUUCAGAAGAUGCACCAGCUGAAAAAGUUGUCAACGUCAUGACUGAAAUUAGAGCUCUACAAGAGAUCAUAUCAAAAUUUAAAUCUCUGCAAGUUGAUCCCACCGAAUUCGCCUGCCUUAAAGGCAUUGUUCUUUUCAAAACAGCUUUUGGAAAUUCACAAAAUUCAGAAGAAAAGUCUUUACGAGAUAUCCAUACCGUGGCAGGACUUCAAGACCAAGCCCAACUUACUCUGAGCAAAUAUAUUCAAGCCACCUAUCCAACCCAACCUUUCCGGUUUGGUAAAUUAUUAUUGUCGAUCCCGACAUUAAAAACAGUAUGCGGAAACACGAUUGCCGAGUUAUUCUUCAGAAAGACAAUUGGCAGUAUCCCAAUAGAACGUCUUCUUAUUGACAUGUUCAAAUCCAGUGAUUUCUGAUGUUGGACAGCUUGUCAUAUUGACAAAUAAUUAGCGGCAAACACAGUUCGGAAAUCAAUUCCGGAAGUGGCUCCGGCCAAACAGGAGCAAAAACGGAUCUCAAGCCCGACCGGCGUCGCUCAUGUCAACAAGCAGUUAAUAUUUCUUAGGAAAUAAAAUCUGCCACUCAUGAACGGUCAUCAAUCUAUCCAUUUUUGCUAUAUUUGUUUUCUCAUUCAAGUCUAUGAGUAGUGAAAUUUUAAAAUCAAAUUGGCAAUUAGUUUUAUUUAAUCUGAUGAGCAAAAAUCAAUGCGCUGUUUAUCUGAUCACGGGUAUCGCCGGAGCUCUCCGAUAUCAGCGUUCAAAUUCGGAAUACAAUGCCUUUGAUUAAGUCAUCUCCAAGCAGGGAACAAAAGAUUGGGGUGAAAAUGAUUCUUGAAAUCCACACGGCGAAUGAAUUCAUCUCCGAGGGUUGUUUUUCUCUCGCCAUUCUUAAACACUCGUGAAAUCAAAUCUCUUCCGCAGCGAAAAUACUAACUAAACAGAAUAACAUCGAUGUGCGCUAAUGCAAUACAAGCAUUACAGGUAUAAUAGGGCCAAUUUCUACCCGAGCAGAUAGCAAUUAAAUUCCAGUUUGCCCGUAGCGAUGUACAAUGCUAUUUUCCAAACGUAUUUCACGGUUAAUGUGUUAAUAAAUACGUUUCUAUCGUAACUUUUAUUUGAAUUUGAAGUAUUUCCCUAUAAAACGUCUGAAUUAUUUACACACGUUUAAUCCGUUUUGUAUAGUGCAUUGGCUGAUUUUCACCUAUUAAGAGUGACAAGUUGGAGACCCUUUUCCCGGUUUUUUCGUGAAAGUGUUACCUUUCCAGAUUUUUCUUAGUGCUAUCAGACUAAUGGUGCAUCUGUUUAUUGCAAGAAAGAGUGCUUAUGUUGAUAUCUUCAUGAAAUGUAAAAAGGUUUUUGUUCCGAAGUAAAAACUUUAGCGAAGUUAUACAAUACAUGUGUGAACAUUUGUUAGAUUUAGAGGUUUUUAUUAUAUUUAUACAUAUUCUUAUACAUCAUUAUUUUGUAAAAAGAAUGUCAUGCAUUUGCAUAUAUCUCAUAUAAUUUUUUUUAUAUCAUUCUCAUUGCAUACAUGUAUAUUUUCCAUGGGCCGUUUGGGCGUUAAAUACAAAAGAAAUACUUACAUUGUGCCCUUAAAGGGAAGAAUCUUGAUGCGAUCGCGAGCAUUGUAUAAUUGCAGAUUUUUCAACUGCUUGUUAAGCUUUCUUGCUACUUGGAAAAAAAUCUUUGUGUAUUUGUUCUGUUUGAAAAAAAGAAGAUGGUGCAUUUCGUUAUUUUUUCUUCCAUGCAUUUUACAUAGUACGCACAAAUCAUUCUUGUUAAGUUUGAGUGGACUCUGAUGCAACAUAGGGCUAAUGUCAAUGGUUGGUGCAUUUAUAUUAAGAAUAUCAAACCCAAUGAUUAAACUUGAAUUUUAAGAGUCUAUCUGUAUGUACACGAACUCGUGCGUUAUUUUCACCACACUGUGGGUGCAGAUUCUAAUUGAUUUUCAAUUGUGUCGUUGUGCAAUAUUGUUGGUUGUGAAUAUAAAAUGUAAUAUAUGUGCUCAAAUGUUAGAAAUGUAAUUAUAAAAUAAAAUCAUACGCUGAAAA